UUACUCACACAUUUGUUUUUUAAGUACUAAUAGAAAUUUAUAAUUUGAUAUCAACCGAAUACGUGAUUUUAUGUUAAAUAUUUAUUAAUCAAUUAAUUUUGUGCUGAUGUCAUAAUCCUAUAAUCUUGACCCUAAUAUCAUAUCUUAGUAAUAUUUGCAAAUAAAAUUAAUAUAAACAGAACAAAGUGACGAUUCCAGAACUACAAUAUGUCGGAGUGGAAGCAUUUAAUUAAUGAAUGGCUAUCGGAAUAUGCAACACUUCAAGAAAACGAAUUAAAGAGUUUUGCAGCAGAACAUGAACACAACCACGAAAUAGCAACAGCUUUAUUCAAUCUUUUCUACAGUGAAGAUGACAGUGAUACUGAUUCAACAAACCAAACAGAUGAUGCAAAGAUGGAUCAGGUGUUGGAAAAUGUCUGUACACAAUUAUUUAGUUUCUAUAGAUCAAAGGAGGUGGAGCUACAACGAUUUACAUUGCAGUUUGUUCCAACUUUAGUAUACAAAUAUUUGAGUUCUGUUGCACAGACAAAUAAGACAAAUUACCGUUGUAUAGAAACACUUCUUAUUGGUUUGUACAAUUUUGAAGUGGUGGAUGAAACAGGAAAACCAAGAGUUGUCUCAUUUAGACUACCAUCAUUGGCACAACCUUCAAUCUACCAUGAGCCACUAUCAUUGGGAGCUCAGUUCUUGACAGAAAAUGCUUUGAGAAGGUGGGAGGAGUGUAAUACAAAACUUGUUAGCUGGGGCCCAUUAUCACAAGUGGAAGUAAUUAAUGCCCAGAAUCGAUUGAAAGUUAUGACUGCACUAUUUUUCAUUUAUAAUCGUCAAUUAAGUUUAUUACCUAAACUUGCCCUCAGACAUUUUUGUAUAGCAACUUCAAGAAUUGUUACUCAAGGUUUCCAUAGAAAAAUUGGUGGUUCAUCAAAUGCUAAAAAACCAACACCAAGAAUACCCAUGUCUUCAAAUUUUAUGUUAGAAAUGAUAGAAGGUGCAUAUUUUGCUAUGUUCAAUGAAUUCUAUACACUGGCUCUACAAGCUGUUAAGGACAUAGAUCAAAGAGCCCAAUAUGAACUAUAUCCUGACGUAAUGUUAGUCACUAGUGCUGUAAUAAAUUCAUUGAAAAAUGAAUCAGGUCAACCAAGUGAUGGUCCUAUGGGUAUUAGUGUAGCAUUAUCUCCAGCUACUACUACUGUCACAAUGUCCAAAUCUAUGAUUACUAAUGCAUCAUUCCGUACUAAAAAAUUACCAGAUGAUAUUCCAAUACAAGCUGGGCAGGUGGUGCCCACUGAGUCAGCGGACAUGCUUUCAUCCAUCACUGAAGAAGGUGAGACGGACUCUACGCAGAUUCAACGUGGUACUGGAGUCCGUACAUCCAAACCAAAACUGAGUUCCUUUCCUGUACUUGGAAAAAAAACCAAAGAUGCAAAUAAAGAGAAGAGUAAUGUAAGCGAGAAGAAAGUUACUGUAAAGGAUUCGACUAAGGGAAUAUGGAAUUCACUUAGCGGGGGCGGUGGUGGUGAUACGAUAGAUGGCCAACAAAAAACUGGUAGUGUAGAAGGUACUGCUGAUAUUAAUGGCAGUCUAAAAGAAGAUAAAAUGUCUAUUAGCUCUAUACCUAAUAGUACAGAGACUUCUGACUCUCGAUCACAAAUUACUACAGAUUCAUUGGAAUUAGAGACUACCUCACGAUUUACUGCCAUGCAAGUCAGCUCUGUAUAAAUAAUAAUAAUUGGUCUCUCAAGUAGUCAUCAGAUAUUAAAGAUGUCUCAAAUAGGCGUACUGUGUGUAUGCAUAUUUGACCAGUAACAAAAAAUAAGUAAACUACUUGAUGAAGUUCAGUAUUAUCCAUAAUUAUAACUUGUUUAAAAAAAGUCUAGUUAUAAAAAAUAUCUAUAUUAUAUGGGAGCUUUACUGUUACAUGACUUUCUUAAGCAAACUGUAUAGCACAGUUAAAUACUGUAAGUAAAAAAAGACAAUGGUACGCAAUAUAAAUAUAUUUAAUAUGUCUAUUAAAUAAUUAAAUAUAUAUAUA
Molecule: messenger RNA, 2032 nt
Organism: Achroia grisella
Lineage: Eukaryota; Metazoa; Arthropoda; Insecta; Lepidoptera; Pyralidae
Gene: Hyccin
Product: hyccin
Exons: 7
Coding region: 208-1719 (503 amino acids)
Biological process (GO): phosphatidylinositol phosphate biosynthetic process; protein localization to plasma membrane
Cellular component (GO): plasma membrane
Source: RefSeq, a predicted model, not a curated record